GUAUGAAGUGUGUGGUGAUCUAGCGUCUUUCAACAUUUUCUCAGUAAAACAACGAUCUUUCAAAGGCGGAAAAUCAUAGGAUGUCUUUUUAUGUUAUACUUUUUAGUGCUAUUUUUUAUUUUGCACCAGGCACAACAGCCAACAUUACUUCCAGCACUAAUGAAUCAACAGUCCGUAGUACUAUCACAAGCGGAAACGCAUCAAAAAUACCAAAUAAAAUUACAGCAGAAGCAGUGACGUUUCUAUCAGAGGUUUCAGUAACAACAAGCAGGACUACAAUAACCGCAACAAACAUUGAUACAGACACCUCAGGAAAGUCCAGGAUGACCGACUGUCGGCUGCCAGGGGUGUUACACAGAGGACCAAGAAACAUAACAGAAUCCGGACGAUCGUGCCAAAGGUGGCAGACACAGACUCCACAUGCGCACAAUUAUGAUAUGUUUACACUCGCUCAAGAAAACUACUGCAGGAAUUUUGAUAGAGAAGAGCCAUGGUGUUUUACUAAUAACUCAAACGUUCGUUGGGAACAAUGUGGAGUGGAAGUUUGUGACACGCCUUGCCUCAACCAGUCCUACUAUAACACAGAGAUCACCUCCAGCUGUUUGUCUCACACCCCCACUGAUACCGACUACUGCAAUUAUAUGUGGAGCCUCGUGAAGUGUCUAAAGAAUCGUGUCGAGAAUUCCUCUGGUGUUCAAUGUUCACCUCAGAUUCAGUUAAAGUCAAUUGCUCUGCAAAAUAGAAACACGAUAGAAAUGUUGACACGGAAAUCUAUUUCUGAAUGUAUCGUGCCCCCAUGUGUUGAGAGGCUGACCUCCGUUGACGGUAUGACAAACAUUAUAACCCCGUGCUAUCAACAGAACCAAGGGACAUUUUCAGCUAUUUGCCGACUUACACAACGAGCAAUCCACUGUGCAAUAGCAAUGGUAAACUAUAACUCAAACUCAACCUGUGUCGCCGCAGAUAAAAUGCAUCUUGCUCAAACUAUUUGUAUAUCUGACUUCCAAUCCGAAUUUUCUCAGCAACGAGAAAAUACAACAGUUCUUGUAGGGAAUACAGAUCAAGACCCGACAGCGUCCUCAGACCACAUUAUUGUCAUCCUAUCCAUCGGGCUUGUUCUAACAUUGAUUGCCAUCAUUUUCAUUGGUGUUGGACUAUUUAAAAUGAGAGCAAAAAAAUUACGGAAGACGGCACGACGAUUACCAAGUAUUGCAAAGACAGGAGAGCAUCCUUACGAAAUCAAAUUGCACUAUCCGGAGGAAACUAGCUACGUUGAUCCGGAUUAUCAGACCAUCGAAGAAAUCAACGACGGAUAUCAACAUCUUGGAGGUUAUAACAUUGAAGAUGACAGUGAGGAGAAGAGUGAUGAUACAGGAUCGUAUGUACAGCCCAAUGAUGUGCAUGUAGUUGCUACAAUUACAGAUGAGGAUGGAGAUGACAAGCAUCAUUCUUAUCUACAAAUCAUAGAAUGUCCAGAAAAAUCCUCAUUCACAAACAACGAAUGUACUAACUUUACUGAAUUAACGUCGACAAAAUGCAAUAACGAAAAUAUGAUUGGACAGGAGAGAAAGAGAGAGUCAGAGAUUACCCGUGAGGUGUCUGAUAUAAAUCAACAAGAAACAGCAACUCUCACCGAUGAUAACAACUCUAAAGAAAAUUACGAUGUUGAAAUUGUAGUUAAUACAGUGUCAUUUGUAUCAGUGGUCGACACAGCAGACGAUUGAACGGGCUUGUAACUGGAAACGCCAACCAGGAAUUUGACAUAGAGCUCUUAAAGUGGUUUAGGGUACCUGUUACACACUUCACUCUUGUAAUUCGAGUAAAGUUCAACUUUCUAAGUGAACACUUUAUCAGAUCAGGGGAUGAACCACCGUAUUGUCAUUCCUUAUCAUGAAUUAUAAUUUCCAGUGAUGAUAUUCUACUCGUAUCACUUAGUGAUUGAUAACACGAAUAAAUCAGCAAAGGGAAAGAAUGGAAUUCCUCACGCCAAAUUUGUUUAUUAUUACAAACAUGAAAAAAGUUAAUAAAAUGUAAAGUGAUCAAUCUCACGAAUCCUAUUAUGAAUACGAAAUCAAAAAUAGGGAAAUGUGUACCUCAGAAAACACAAGAGAUUGUAUCAGUUACCCAGGAGGAAUAAACAUCCUCUUUUGACUGGUCACGCGCACUGUUAACCUAACUGCCUUGAUCAGAUAAACAGAGCAAUCCGAAGUCAAAAUCAGUAUGUAAAAAUUGCCUUUAUAAAAUGUAAUGAAACACAUCUGACGGCACUCUGCCUACUGGCAGGUUGUAUUAGCAAAUAAGAUAAUUAUGAUGCUCAUGGAAUGUGGGAAAACCUUGACUUUAACCCAGCCUUUAGAAACCCUUAUAACAUCAACGUAUUUAUCAGUAGCCUACCACUCUAAGAAUUCGUCAUACCCAGUACAUAUCCAUACGUAUCGAAUCAGUAGAGUAUAUUAAUUGCUGUGAUAAAGUAUAGAAAAUCAUUUCAAAAUUAAGGAUUAUCUCCCUCAUGCAUUGCUCUUAUCCUUGGACGAAUUUUGCUCCACUUUUUGACACUUUGUUUUUCCCUAAAAUAGUUCUUACAAGUGUGUUGUUAAUUCGGAUUUCAGAAAUUUCGAUUGAGCAUCACUGAAGAGACAUUAUUUGUCGAAAUAUGCAUCUGGUGCAUCAAAAUUGGUACCGUAUAAGUUUUACAUUGUGAGACAUAAAAACAAUCAGCAGGUGAUGAUGUAAUAUUACUACAUAAUAUCGGAAGUAAACGAUGAUGUAGCUGAAGACAUCCCGUUGUCAUAAAUUGAUUAACUAGUAUAUCAUGGAUGUCAAUCAAACCUCCUUAUAUGAAGAAAAUAUGCAUUUUAUUUCAAAUUCACUGGGAUAUACCGAAUCGACAUAUAAGUGAAUAUGAAAAUUAUUUCUUUAUACCAAAGACAACCUAACCGAAGUUAAAAAUUAUCAAAAAUUAAUCGAGAUGUUUCUUAUUCAAUCCACUUACUUACAUGAAUAUUCUUUAAGUAUGGAAACUUGGAGAUAACGGAACGUAUUUCAUUUACUGAUACAAAGUUCUUGAUUUAUAUUAUGUGAUAUUAUGUAAUGGAUUUCUACGCGCUACUAAUAAAUCUCAAGUGAAAUAGAUCGGAUCCAAUUUGCAAUUGGAUUGUGGCCUGUUUUAUUUGUAAAACCCACCUUAUUUGAUUGCAAGCAGCUCUAUUUCAAUAUUUCAUUAUGUGUUGUAGGGGGUCAUAUUGCAUAAUCAUACGUAUGUGAUACAUGUAUUUUUGUUUUCGACUCAUUUUCUCUCCUACUAGGUAUUCUGCUGUAUAACUUCUUCAUUUUCAAAUUAAAUGACAUUUUGACAAUUCACA
Molecule: messenger RNA, 3362 nt
Organism: Ostrea edulis (European flat oyster)
Lineage: Eukaryota; Metazoa; Mollusca; Bivalvia; Ostreida; Ostreidae
Exons: 12
Coding region: 81-1724 (547 amino acids)
Molecular function (GO): endopeptidase activity; signaling receptor binding
Source: RefSeq, a predicted model, not a curated record